Messenger RNA from Sphenostylis stenocarpa, 1611 nucleotides. The record is from the annotation of a GenBank genome assembly. Lineage: Eukaryota; Viridiplantae; Streptophyta; Magnoliopsida; Fabales; Fabaceae.
AUGAUAAGCGCUCAAUCCUUAUCAAAACCAAUGUUGAGUGAGACUACAAGGAUUGGUGGUACGAUUGGGUACUUGCCCCCUGAGAGCUUCCAAAGAAGGAGCAUUGCUACCUCAAAAUCUGAUGUUUUCAGCUUUGGAAUAGUUGUGUUGGAGGUGGUGGCUGGCAGGAGGGCCAUUGAUCUCACAUACCCUGAUGAGAAAAUCAUCUUGCUUGAUUGGGUCAGAAGGCUUAGUGAUGAAGGUAGGUUUGUUGAUGCUAGGGACACAAGACUGAUAGACGGUUCCUAUAAGGUUUUUGACAUGGAGCAAUUGAUUCACAUAAGCCUCUUGUGCACACUCCAUGACCCUCAAUUGAGGCCAAGUAUGAAAUGGAUUGUUGAAGCACUUUCUGACAUAUCAAACAACUUGCCAACGCUCCCUUCAUUUCACUCUCAUCCUAUGUACAUAUCUCUGUCCUCCUCAUCCGAGACUAGUCCAAGCAGCUCAAAAGGCACGGGCUUAGGCACAAGAACAGAAAGUUCUACCAAUCUUACUAGUUUCAAUUCCAAAUAUGUCACAGCCACAGGAGAUACUAUAUAUGUAACUGCUGAAGCGGAACACAGAGACAGUGGAACUAACUUUUCAAAGAGUAGGAAAAAAAGGAUGCAUCAGCAGCCAUCAUUUUCAUUGGUUGAAACACCUAGGGAGAUACCAUUCAAGGAGAUAGUUUUGGCCACAGAUAACUUCUCAGAGUCCAGAAGGGUGGCUGAGUUAGACUUUGGAACUGCACUUUCUGACAUAUCAAACAACUUGCCAACGCUCCCUUCAUUUCACUCUCAUCCUAUGUACAUAUCUCUGUCCUCCUCACCCGAGACUAGUCCAAGCAGCUCAAAAGGCACAGGCUUAGGCACAAGAACAGAAAGUUCUACCAAUCUUACUAGUUUCAAUUCCAAAUAUGUCACAGCCACAGGAGAUACUAUAUAUGUAACUGCUGAAGCGGAACACAGAGACAGUGGAACUAACUUUUCAAAGAGUAGGAAAAAAAGGAUGCAUCAGCAGCCAUCAUUUUCAUUGGUUGAAACACCUAGGGAGAUACCAUUCAAGGAGAUAGUUUUGGCCACAGAUAACUUCUCAGAGUCCAGAAGGGUGGCUGAGUUAGACUUUGGAACUGCUUACCAUGGCAUCCUAGAUGGGCACUACCAUGUCAUGGUGAAACGCCUUGGCUUGAAGACAUGCCCAGCAUUGCGACAAAGAUUUUCCAAUGAGCUAAGAAACCUGGCAAAACUGCGGCACAGGAAUUUGGUGCAGCUUAGAGGGUGGUGCACUGAGCAAGGAGAGAUGCUUGUGGUGUAUGAUUACUCAGCUAAAAGAUUUCUCAGUCACCAACUUCACCAUCAUAACAAUAGUACUAAAAAUGUUCAUUCUGUCCUCAAAUGGCAUCAUAGGUAUAACAUAGCGAAAUCACUUGCGUCUGCACUUCUCUAUCUGCACGAGGAAUCAGAUGAACAAGUCAUUCACAGGAACAUAACCUCUUUAGCAUUGACUCUUGAACCUGACAUGACCCCAAGGCUAGGUAGUUUUGCUCUGGCCGAGUUUCUGUCAAGGAAUGAGCAUGGCCAUCAUGUGAUCUAA